UAUUCGUAUGCUUGUGGUAUCAAUAAAAAAAAAGAAAAGAAAAGCAGCACACUUGUGCUACUACUCUAUGAAUUUCCUUCAGAUAUUUGCAAGAAAUAGAGAUAAUCCAAAUGGCAAAAUGUUCAAGUGGGAGCAGGAAGAGGCUAAAAUUGCACAUGUCAUCUUCACAUCCUGGCCAACUGACCUUGUGCUGGGAGAAAGCCCUCGCCACACCAGCUGUUGCCUUAAGGACAUUGCCCCUGUGGUUUUAGUACAAGGGGAACUCAGCUGUCCUAUCACAAAGCAAACGCUAAUAAAGUUCCAGCCCACAGCAUGCCCAGUCCAAGACAGACUGCAUGUGCUUGUCAUUCAGACUGCUCUGCCGUGUAGGAAAGACUUGUUGAUCUUCAUGCUGUGUGUUUGGACGUGGAUUUUGUAAACCAGACCUUUCCAGGACAUUUUUAAACUGCUGAUAACUUGAUUUUACGAUAUCCGCAGAAAGACGAGUGGCUGACUCUGCAAGAGGCUCGAGGUGACAAGAGCAUGGCUAUGAGUAACGGGAAUGGUGACUUUCUGGUUCACAGCAAUGGCAGCAUCCCAUCCAAUGCUACCGGUCUCAGCACCACCUCCUCCACCGAUGGAGACAUCACCGCCUCCCCCAACCAGCAGUCGCCCAAGGAGGUGCAGCGGACAAAAGUGAGUCAAAAUGGCAGCAUCAAACAAAACGGCACACUUAAACCAUCCUCACUUCCUUCAGACAACCAAAGGCCUCCCCAGUUAAAGCAACAAGCAUUGCCUCAGUGCUGCCAUCGUUGUCCAUUCCAUCACCCUUUAUGUUGCCAUAAUAACCAACAAGACUGUCAUUCAGUGGGUGGCAGUAGCCCUGUAACCUCCCCACUGACUUCUUGUUGCCCGCAUCAGCACCCUGACUAUCCGGCUGUCUGCCAAAACCAUUCGCCUGUCCAUCAAACCACCUGCUGCCUCCAGCCCUCUCCAUCAUUCUGUUUGCAUCACCGCUGGCAAGACCAUUUUCAGCAUCAGCCUGUACAGCCGUGUGUGGCCAGCAUGAGACCUGCAAGACCUUUUAGAUUCCCGAAAAGCUAUGCCGCACUGAUAGCUGACUGGCCGGUAGUGGUUCUGGGAGUAUGUACUGUGCUAAUCGUGCUCUGUGCACUUGUGGGGAUUUUGGUGCCAGACCUUCCUGAAUUUUCUGAUCCAUUGCUGGGCUUUGAACCAAGAGGUACAGCAAUUGGCCAGAGGCUUGUUACAUGGAACAACAUGGUGAAAAAUACAGGGUACAAAGCAACACUAGCAAACUAUCCAUUUAAAUAUGCAGAUGAGCAAGCAAAAAGUUACCGGGAAGACAGGCGGUCAGAUGAUUACCAUGAGCGAGACAAAAGACAGGCUGACUGGAACUUCCACAAGGACAGCUUUUUCUGUGAUGUUCCCGAUGACCGGUAUUCUCGAGUGGUAUUUACCUCAGCAGAAGGGAAGAAUUUGUGGAGUAUCCAAGCUAUUAAAUCAAUGUGCAAUCUAGAUAAUGCAAGGGUUCGAUCUCAUCCACAGUAUCGAAACCUUUGCCAGCGGACCACUAAUGAAUCAUGCUGCCCGAGCUGGACAUUGGGCAACUAUAUUGCUAUUUUAAACAAUAGGUCAUCUUGUCAGAAAAUUACAGAGCGUGAUGUUUCUCAUACUCUGAAAAUACUCAGAUCAUGUGCCAAAUAUUACCACAAUAGUACUUUGGGACCAGACUGCUGGGACAUGGCGACUCGAAAGAAAGAUCAGCUCAAGUGUACAAAUGUGCCUAGGAAAUGUACAAAAUACAAUGCCGUUUACCAGAUUCUCCACUUUGUAGUGGACAAAGACUUCUUGAGUCCAAAGACUGCAGAUUAUGUGAUGCCAGCUUUAAAGUACAGCAUGCUGUUUUCCCCUACCGAAAAGGGAGAAAGCAUGAUGAACAUAUACUUGGACAAUUUCGAAAAUUGGAACUGCUCUGAUGGGAUCACAACCAUCACUGGGAUUGAGUUUGGAAUCAAACAUAACUUAUUUCAAGACUACCUUCUAAUGGAUACUAAGUAUCCUGCCAUCGCAAUCGUCAUUGUUCUUUUAGUCAUGUGCGUGUACACCAAGUCCAUGUUCAUUACCUUGAUGACCAUGUUUGCAAUCAUUAGCUCCCUGAUUGUCUCCUACUUCUUGUACUGCAUCGCCUUUAACUUUGAGUUUUUCCCCUUCAUGAACCUCACAGCGUUGAUCAUCCUUGUUGGGAUCGGUGCAGACGAUGCCUUUGUUCUGUGUGAUGUUUGGAACUACACCAAAUUUGAUAAACCUAAUGCCGAUCUUUCACAGACAGUUAGCAUCACUUUGCAGCAUGCUGCCCUCUCCAUGUUCGUCACCAGUUUUACCACUGCCGCCGCCUUCUAUGCUAACUAUGUCAGUAACAUCACUGCAAUACGGUGCUUUGGUGUAUAUGCUGGUACUGCCAUUUUAGUCAAUUAUAUUCUGAUGGUGACCUGGUUGCCAGCAGUUGUUGUGUUGCAUGAACGUUACCUCCUGAACACAUUUAGCUGCGUCAAGAAACCCCAGCAGCGGGUGUACAACACCAAAAGCUACUGGACCUUGCUGUGCCAAAAGAUUAACAAGUUUAUUUUUACUGUCUCUGAAGCAUCAAGGAUAUUCUUUGAGAAAGUGCUGCCUUGCAUUGUAAUUAAGUUCCGUUACAUAUGGCUGUUUUGGUUCCUUGCCUUCACUGUGGGCGGAGCCUACAUUGUGUGCGUUAACCCAAAAAUGAAGCUGCCUUCACUCGAGCUUUCAGAGUUUCAGGUCUUCAGAUCCUCCCACCCUUUUGAACGGUAUGAUGCUGAAUACAAAAAGCUUUUCAUGUUUGAAAGGGUCCACCAUGGAGAGGAACUGCACAUGCCCAUCACUAUAAUUUGGGGUAUAACUCCAGAAGACAAUGGAGAUCCCCUUAACCCAAAAAACAAAGGCAAACUGACACUAGACAGUGAUUUUAAUAUUGCCAGCCCAGCCUCACAACUUUGGAUUUUGAAUUUUUGCCAGAAACUGAGAAACCAGACCUUUUUUUACCAAACAGAUGAGCAGGACUUCACCAGCUGCUUUAUUGAGACGUUUAAACAGUGGAUGGAAAACCAAGACUGUGAUGAGGCAACUGUUUACCCUUGCUGCAGCCAGUCUAUCUUCCCCUAUAAGCAGGAGGUCUUUGAACUUUGUAUAAAGAGAGCAAUCAUGGAACUUGAAAGGAGUACAGGCUAUCAUCUUGAUAGUAAGACUCCUGGGCCAAGGUUUGAUAUCAACGAUACAAUCAGAGCUGUGGUGCUGGAGUUUCAGAGCACUUACCUCUUCACGUUAGCUUAUGAAAAGAUGCACCAGUUCUACAGAGAGGUCGAUGCUUGGAUCAAAGAAGAGUUGAAAAGUGCGCCUGCUGGUUUGAGUCACGGGUGGUUUGUGAGCAACCUGGAAUUCUAUGACCUACAGGACAGUUUAUCAGAUGGCACUUUGAUUGCUAUGGGGCUGUCUGUGGGGGUUGCCUUUACUGUAAUGCUGCUUACUACCUGGAAUAUUAUAAUAAGUCUCUAUGCUAUUAUAUCCAUUGCUGGAACCAUUUUCGUCACAGUUGGUUCAUUGGUGCUUCUGGGAUGGGAGCUGAAUGUUCUGGAGUCUGUGACUAUAUCUGUUGCUGUAGGCCUGUCAGUGGACUUUGCUGUUCAUUACGGAGUGGCUUACCGCCUUGCACCUGAGCCUGAUCGAGAAGGCAAAGUGGUUUUCUCCUUAAGUCACAUGGGCUCUGCUAUUGCCAUGGCUGCGCUGACGACAUUUGUGGCUGGAGCGAUGAUGAUGCCAUCGACUGUCUUGGCUUACACCCAGCUAGGAACCUUUAUGAUGCUCAUCAUGGUCAUUAGCUGGGCUUUUGCCACAUUUUUCUUUCAGUGCAUGUGCAGAUGUAUUGGACCGCAAGGUACUUGUGGUCAGAUUCCACUGCCGAAAAAAUUGCAAUGUCACGCAUAUUCGCCCCCUACUUCCACAACUUCAGCCACUAGAAGCCAAAGCAAAUUGUGCCAGAUGAACACGUAUCAGUUAGACCCCAGAGAUUCAGACGUGGAACAUGAGCAUUAUGAAUUGGAACCUCUAGCUUCUCACAGUUGCAGGGCAGUGGAAAAAACAACAUCUGAAGAAACACAGGUCUGCACCAGAUUGUAUAAUGGCAGACCCAAGCAUACAUGCACACACAAACCCUACAACAAGAAUGACCUUGAUAAAAGUGGGACCACUGAUCAUGGGUUUCAAUGCUGCUCAGACCCACCCCAUAUGUGCCAAUAUUCUUCUCUUAAUAUGAACUGCAAUUGUGUAGACCCCUAUCAAUGUGUAGGCAUGCAGUGGAAACCCCAUUCAUGCCAGCAGAUUGGAGACUGCUUGUGUUCUCAAUGCAUCCCCCACACUGGAAAAUCUGCAAGAGUUCAAAAUCCAGUGUCCACAUUGGACACGCCGCACCCAGCUUUGGAAUGCCUUAUGCAUCACGUUCAGCAUGCUCACCCCCACCACCACGCCUGUUUGCAAGGAAGAGGGAAAAGACACUCUGCUCCAAACUCUCUACUCAGAAAUUAUUGCGUGCAUUCAGUCCAUCAGCUUCAACAGCAGCUACAACAACAUCAUCACGAAAAUGUGGGUGCUCCAGAACCUCAAUGCUCCCGCUGUGUGGAGGAACACAAGGCAGUUCCGAAAGACACAGUUCUCAGCGCGAAAAAGGUAAAACCAUGUCGUGGUGUAGCUGCUUCUCAGAACAGCAUGUGCCAAAACCAAAAAGAAUGUGGUGGUAGUGGAGAAAACAAUGACUUAUUAGAGGCAGAUAAAACCAUCAGCCAGAAUACAGACAAUUGUGAUUUGGAGCAAAAAGACCAUAGCGAAAAUAAACCUGGUGGUCCUGACUUGUCACAGAAAAUGCUAGUAAACGAAGAGGAACAUGUAAAAGAAGCUGAUCACAAUAGAAAGCAAAACAGUCCUCAGAGUACAGAAACUGCACCUGUACCUUGCUCUGAAAAAUCCCAGUGCUUUAACAGAACUUUAAAAGUUAAGUGCAAUUCUCGUAUGCCAAAAGCUGAAGCCAAGGUGCCUGCUGUAUCAACAAAUUCACAACCAUCUUCUGAAAGUUUAUGUUAAUAAAAGCACUAUACAUAUUAUUUAAGAGCAAUGUCCCUUUUCAAUUCAUGCUUGGCAAUUUCAGUGGCCAAUUUUGUAACAAUGUUUUUCUUAAAAAAGAAAAACACACCUUUAAUGUCAGACAUUUAUGGGAAGUUUGGAGAAAUUAAAAUAUAGUGAUAUGCUGUUUUUGUAAAUUUUGAAGUUGGUCAGUGUAAUUUACAAACAUAUUUUUUAAAAGGGGAUACUAGGUCAACUAAACUUCAUUUUUAUAUUAUGUUGUAUGUUCAAUAGACUGCUUUAUGAAAGUAAUGAGUGGUUGUUUUAAAAGAGUCAUUGCCUCUAAUACUGUCCGUUUAUCUAGGAAACAGUAAUGCUGGAAAUGGUUUUCUCCCACAGUGUAUUUUCAAAGGGUAAACAACAAAAUGCUUACUAUUUAUUCAGAAUCCCCACCAUGCUGAAUCCCCCCAAAAAAGUUACAUUGAAAAGGCUAAAAGGCUCAUCUUUUUAUUUUAUUUCCACUUUUUAUUUCCACUUUACUUUGGGGAUCACACAUCCAAGGAUAAUUCGAUUGACCUGUGAAUGUACAGUAGGAAAUUUAAUUGGGAAUACAUUUGUUAAAAACCUGAUGCUAAUGGCUUUCAACAGAUCCAGGAAAGCAGUACAUUUUAGUAUUAGGGAUGCCAGUACAUUUAUGAAACAACAAAAACAUAUAUGUAUGAUGUUUUUUCUAAUUUGCUACCAUGUAUUCUAUAGGAAGCAUAUUGCACCUAUGUUACGCAUUUAACAGGCUGACCAGUUUAGCGUAAUUUUCUUUUUUGGUAUUGGAAGUAUAUAUAUGUUAUGUUGUGUGUAUAAGCAUACAUAAUUAAAUGUUCACAAUGCUAAAAUGUUAAAGUAACCUGGAUGUGGUUAACCAUUAUGUAUUUCAGUUCCCUUCCCCCUUGUAUUGCUGUCAGUGCAAGAUUGAUUGCACAUUUUAUAAAAGAAAUGUAGGGUGGCUCCUGGCACAAUCAGUUUUUGAAAUUAAGUCUAGUUGUGAAAAAAAUAUUUUCCAAAAAAGGGAAUCCAUAAGCUUAUGACUUUGAAUGUAGUUAAGUUGUUUAAAAAGGCAUAUUUUUCUUUAGGUGUUUUGACAAACUUAAAAAUAACCAAAAGAUUGUAAUAAAAUGUAUUGUUCAUUGCAA
Acipenser ruthenus (sterlet) is the source of this 6317-nucleotide messenger RNA. Its product is annotated as protein dispatched homolog 1-like. The transcript has 8 exons. The coding region runs from base 523 to 5151 and encodes 1542 amino acids. Lineage: Eukaryota; Metazoa; Chordata; Actinopteri; Acipenseriformes; Acipenseridae. The record is from RefSeq and is a predicted model, not a curated record. Gene Ontology annotation, cellular component: membrane.